UCUCUCUGUAAUCCCAGGAGUCUUCUCUCCAUAGCAACGCAUGAUGCUUGUGUUGGCAACCGAGAGCUGAGCCUGCUUAAGCAAGGUGCGACUUCUGCCGAAAUUUUAUCAUUCAGACCCGACAACAACUCUAAGUGUCCUCCUGCCUGAGAACUGAAUAUUAGGGUCUGACUUCUAGAUAUUAAAGGACGCUAGCGCAGUAAACGCGUGAUUUUUACGAUUUCUAAAUGUCUGCUGUGGUGUUGAAGUCCAAGAACACAGUUCCAGAAAGCGGAAAACAGCCGCCACCAGUUCUAAAGCACCUUAUUACCGACAGUGAUUUAGGGAUACGCGAGGGUGUUUCCUUGAGGCCUUUAGAACUUAACAAUGUAGUGAAUCUGAUAGAAGAUGCCUUUUCGUGCAAUUUAAAGGAGCGGCACCUAGUUGUUCUGAAAAAAGUUGUGAAAAAGUACCAAAAUGGCAUUCCAUUGAAGGAUUUAGUACAGAUGUUUAGAAUUGUAAACCUCUGUGCAGAAAAAAUAAAGGAACACCCUGACUAUCUUAAUCCAAUCUGUGAAAUUAUUAAAUUAUGUGGACUGCCUUUUUUAAAGGAAAAAUCAUCAGAUGAAAUGAAUUAUGCACAGAUCGUAACCGAAUCAAUCUCCCAAUUGGGUUAUCUGAUGAGAGUGCCCAGUGAUCAAGUGAGACUGCAAAUAUGUGAUACCAUUAUUGCAUUUUAUAAUCCGAAGACUCCAAAACAGCAAGUUGAAGGUUUCAUUCCAGCUAGCAACAGUUACAAACUGCAGAUGAUAGAAAGAAGUGGCUUGGCAGAAACUCUUGUGCUGUCCCUAGCAUUGCUUGAAACUCAGCUGGAGGUGAAGCUGCACGUGCUCCAUGCUUUGCAGAUGCUUUCUGGUUCUUCUGAAAUAAACUGCAAUCUAAUUCUAAAAGCUGAAGGAGCAAGUAAAAUUUGCUUGAGACUGAAUGAACAUGAUCCAUCUGGCCAGCUCCUAUUUCGUUCUUCUGAAAUCUUAUGGAACUUGUUAGAAAAAGGAUAUAGAGAGGAAAUCACUUUACAGCUUAGCAAUCCUGAUUGCAUAAGAACACUAAAGGAGGUAUUUUUACAUCAACUUUUACAUGGCUUCCGACGCUAUGAUCUACAACUGAGGAAUGAUUUACUUGUGAUAACAACAAUAAUUGCACAAAAUCCAAAGGCACCAAUGAUUGAAAGUGAAUUUGCAAAACUUCUCUCUUUCUUAGCAACAUUUCCUGAAGUGAAAAGCCAUAAUGCCCUUGCACGCAACAUAAAAAUAUCCUUUUGCCAUGAAGACUUUGAGAUGAAGAAACUUUUGUUCAACUUUCUAGUUAUUAUGGCGAAAGAUCUGUCAGCUAUUCAGUUAUUCAAGGAUAAUAAGGUGCUCUUGGCAUUGUUUCACUAUCUUAAUAAACAUGAAAAAAAAGGUGCCCAUGGCUGGUCUGCUGCCCAGCACGAGGAAUUGCAGCUUCAUGCUUUAGCUACAUUGACUACAAUUGCUCCUUUGCUAAUUGAAGACUAUACAACUUGUCAAGGAAACACACGCCUACUUAUUCUUCUUGAGUGGUGUGUUGGUCAAGAUACUUACACUGGUGAAGGGAACAGUUUUCAUGGAUGCGGUGUCCGUGGAAACAAGAAUGCACAUAUGCGGUACUGUGUAAGGCUUUUGAGAUCGAUGGUAUUUUUGGGAGAUACAGCCAUCAAUCAAGACCUCUGUGACCAAGGAGUGAUAAACAUUUUAACAGGUAUUCUUAUAAAAACUGCAGAGCAAUAUAAAGAGGAUGAUGCAAUUUCACUUGAACUGAAGGCUGACAUGUUGCUAAUUUUGUCUACGCUGUGUGAAAAUGAUCUCCACAGAAAAGAGCUGUUUGGUGGUGAUGGUGUGGAAAUAUUAAAGAAAUUAAUGAAAAUUGACCCUUCAACAUUCUACAGUGGAUUAGGUCACAAUAAGCUCAUUCUUGCAACCUUAGAUUGCAUUUGGUCCUGCAUUGUGGGGUGUUACACCAUAGAGGACGUUUUUUUGGAAAAAGAAGGUAUUUUCCUGCUUUUGGAUUUACUUGAAUCAGGACCAAAGAACAUGCACAUUGUACUUCUUGCUACUUUGCUUGAGCUUUGUGAUAAUCCCAAAACUAUUAAACACAUCAAUACAUGGAAAGGAAAAAAGGAUUUGACCGCAGCUGCUCUUCUGGUUUCCUUAUGGAGAGAUGAAGAAAAAGAAAUGGCAGUUCUACGAGAUGAGCAUGGACGAAUUGUUGAUUCCAAGAAACCCUUAUUGGGAUUGUAUCAAGAAAGUGAGCCAGUGAUGCCUCUGCCUGCAAAUAGUCCAAGUCCUGCUGUCAUGGAUGUUUCUGAGAACAUGAGAGCAAAGAUUUAUUCAAUCUUGUCAAAAAUGGGAUUCGAAAAUUUGCCUGGUCUAUCAACACAUGAUUAUAUUACACUUGCUAUCAUAAGUCGUUACAUGGAUUUUAAGGUAGGAGAAAUAUGGCAUGAGAUUUCAAGUGAGCUUAAGGAAGAAGGUAUAAGGCCAACUACACCUGACUUGAAAGAUUUAGAAACAAUAGAACACAUCACAGAAGAAGUGGGAGAAAAGGUCAUAAUACUGCAGGCUGACAUUCUAGAAAAUCAACAGCAAAAAGACAUCCAAGAUGAGCAGCAGAUGUAUGCUGAGAUACGCAACAACUACAAGCAAAGAGAAAUAGCUGUUAAAACAUGGGAACAAUAUUUAGCAAGAACAUCACAUUAUGAAGUAUUAAAGAAUUUUAAACAGAUUCAGGAUGAGUCCAUUGAGUUAUCAAAGCCAAAGAUAAUGCAGCAAGAUUCCUUGUUUCAUGCUACAAUUAUUCCUGGUCCCACUACAACAACAUUCUGUGGUCGUCAUGUGGCAGUGGAAAGCACACCAGCCGAGCUUACAGGAGGACCCUUGGCAAACACAGACCUUGCACUGGAACGGGCCUCAAUCAGAGGGGGUGCCUUACAGAAAACUAAGGCUGCAAAAGACCUGGAUCAGUUUCAGAUCAGUUCAGUGUCUGUAAAGUAGACUAUUUUUGGUCAUCUAACAUGGCUUUUUUUGUAUUUUUUGUUAAUAAAGACAAGAAUGUAUAUCAUCA
Erpetoichthys calabaricus (reedfish) is the source of this 3120-nucleotide messenger RNA. RefSeq names its product cilia- and flagella-associated protein 69-like. Lineage: Eukaryota; Metazoa; Chordata; Cladistia; Polypteriformes; Polypteridae. The record is from RefSeq and is a predicted model, not a curated record. Gene Ontology annotation, biological process: olfactory behavior; positive regulation of flagellated sperm motility; response to odorant. Gene Ontology annotation, cellular component: sperm midpiece; non-motile cilium.